AUGGACAAGAAGAUAAAAUCUGCUCAGCACAAAAAACUCGUCGCAGUGGAAAACAUUAAGGCGCUGGAGCGCUUUAAGCAGAACUUCAAACCCGAAAAUGUAGGUGAAAUCCCGGAGGUUAUGGAGGGUUUGGAGCAACACAGACAGGACUUUUUUGCCGCGGUGGCAAAACUGGAAGAGUAUGACGACACCAGUGAUGCGAUUCAAGCCUGUAUUACUGACAGGAUCGAUAUGGAAGAGCGCUGCCGGCGGCUAAAAUCGUUCCUUAGAGAAAACCAGCGGAAGGAAGCCAAUUCGCUCAACGACUCCUUAAAGGCAAACUCAACCCUAGCGUUUAGACGGCCAAAUACAUCAAACAUUCGUUUUCAAAAAACCGAAUUACCAACGUUCGACGGUGAUUCGACAAAGUGGUUGUCAUUCCGCGAUCGCUUUGUCGCGAUGAUUGACGCAAGUGUCGAGCUGCCGCCAAUUGCAAAACUGCAGUACUUACUUUCGUCCCUGAAAGGUGACGCUGCGGUUCCCUUCGAACAUGUUACUCUGACCACGGAAAACUAUUCUGUUACCUGGGCUGCGCUGCUUAAGCGAUACGACAACUCACGGAUGCUCAUUUGCGAGUAUUGGCGACGGCUACAUUUCCUACCUGCGAUUGCAACAGAAAGUGUCGAUGGUUUGACGUCGUUGAUAGAUUAA
Anopheles arabiensis is the source of this 690-nucleotide messenger RNA. RefSeq lists its product as uncharacterized. The record is from RefSeq and is a predicted model, not a curated record. Bases 1 to 690 code for a protein of 229 amino acids. The transcript has a single exon. NCBI's taxonomy places the organism in Eukaryota, Metazoa, Arthropoda, Insecta, Diptera, Culicidae.